UAAAGCUAUGACGGUUAUUGACGAGGGCCAUCAUGGUGCGCGUCAAACCAAAGAAAAUUGUUUUCGUUGCUAGCUCGCAACAAGCGCCUGAAGCCGAGCAACCACCAGACUACUCCGGAACUUUCUCACCUCUCUCUCUCUCCCCACCGUCGACCGCCACUGGCCACCGGUAUGUAAUUUACAUACACAGGCGGUAUAUAGAAAUAUAUGAACAUCUGUUCUAGUGCAAUUACUCUUUCCCACAGAUGGAAAACCCAGUCGUUAUAUGUAGCAGUUGAAACCUCAAUUCCUUUCACUAUACGCUUUGUAUAUACAAAAGUUCUUCCGAAAUUUCUGAUUUUCGCCUUGAUUUUUCAAUUACGAAACUUUUUUUUUAUUUUUAUUUUGUGGUGUUUUUUUCACAAGAAUUAAAUAGACCACAUCUGAAAUUUAAUCUUAUUUUUCUCGAGAUUUGUCAAGAAAAUCGUAUUCCACUCCAUAUUUGUGCUGGUUGAUAGCUUUCUACAAAAUUGUUUGACAGAUGUUCGAUAAAAUGCUUACGCAGAAAACUAGUGAAUCGUUGUGAUGAGCAUUUUGGGCCAGAAAUGUCAAAUGAAGUGCAAUGACUAUCACAUUGGGAUAGACUUCAAACGAUAUUUAUUUCUUUUUCUAAUGUCUUCUUAUUAACUUUUUUUUCUUUUUCUAAUGUCAUUCUUAUCACCAAAGAGUAUUAGCUUUUAGAAAUUAUUCAGUCCUUUUUUUUGUUCUGUUCGUAUUAGUUUUAAUGGCUUAGGAAGAAGAACCAGAGGUAAUAGAAGCAAUUUCUUCAGAGGAAGAGAAUCCACGAUCAAACCAAGAAAGGACAGAAAGUUGGAAAAAUAGAAGGCACAAGCCUAUGUUAAAGGAAGCUGAAAAGUUUGGGGUUUGCUACUUGAGUAGAAUUCCUCCACAUAUGGAUCAUAAGCAAAAGGUCCAACGAGAAUCGGGAGCGACUUCUGAGCUUCUUGAUAACCAGCAAGCACCAAAGUUGAUUUGCCAUUUCCCACAGACAAGGCCGGUUGUGGGCAAUGCUGGAGACAACAAACCUCGUCUCUCUGUGGAUAUCCUUGCUGGAGUGAGUGUCUUUGUUACUUAUGUACUGAACUUUUCAUUUUAUUAUUUUAGAAGAUAUGUUCAUUCAGUCUCUAUGAAAUGCCCUUACAGGUAUUUGGAGGUGUUUCAUGAUAGGAGGUUGGUUCUAGGCAUGUAAAGUUGGUAUGGUACCGAAAUUUUGUUUUUCGGGACCGUAGACAAGCUUUUGAAUUUUUGUCCAAAUUGAUCUGAAUUUUAUUAUUUUAAUAUAUGGUACGGACUAAGGAGUUUUUUCUAUUAAUUUUGAUUUGGUAUAAACCCGUUUAUCCCUUCAAUUAUAUAAUUAUUUG
Ilex paraguariensis (yerba mate) is the source of this 1400-nucleotide messenger RNA. The record is from the annotation of a GenBank genome assembly. NCBI's taxonomy places the organism in Eukaryota, Viridiplantae, Streptophyta, Magnoliopsida, Aquifoliales, Aquifoliaceae.